Molecule: messenger RNA, 1635 nt
Organism: Cladocopium goreaui
Lineage: Eukaryota; Dinophyceae; Suessiales; Symbiodiniaceae
Source: the annotation of a GenBank genome assembly
AUGGCGCGCAGGAGGCACGGGAUGGUCAAGGAAGAUGAACCGAUACUGGACGCCACAGCAUCAAGUUCACUGAGACUCAGAGCAACUGUUCUUUUUACUCUAGCUUUUCGACCUUCCAGGUGUGCAGACUUUGCCAAACCAGACCAGCAAGCUUUUGACCCUGGCUCCUACGUGCCCUUCAAUGUCACAGUGGGUCCUUUAGAAGCGCCCAUGGCCAAACUCAUCGGCCCGUACCGUGCGAACAACGACCAGUGCUCUUUCAUCCUCGAUGCGUCUGGCAGCCGAGCGCGGGAGAUCAUGUACUCCUUGGAUACUUUGGGUCGAAGACUGGACGAGGAUCGAAGACUUCAGAACGCUAGCCUUCCAGACAUCAAUUCGGGCUUGCAAUAUGGGUGGCGUGUAAGGCAGCUGGCCGCUGGAAUUGAUGACCAGAAAGAUCCUCCUACGGUGCCCAACAAGGCGCUGGCGAUCUCAGAGCUCGAGAGGAUACGCACCUCACAACUCUUGGUCCCGCAGGCCCUUCUUACUGAAGGCCUUUUCGUCUUUACCGUGGAGGUUUAUGACGCGCUGUAUCCCAGUUUGAUAGCCAAUGCCAGCACCACAGUGCUCUUGGACAAGAAGGACUACUUGCCAGUGAUCAUAACAGAAGGCCCUUCAGGUGUUCUGGGUCCUUCUGAUCCAGUAGAGGCUACCUUCAUUCAGACUUGCAUCGUGCAAACAACAAAAGACGACAUUGAAAGAACGCAUGCGGUCAUUUUGAUGCGUGGCAUUCUGGGACAGCCUCGGAGCUUCAUGAGGGCAUACAAAGAGCUCACCUACACUCACAAGCUCAGGGAUAUCGCUGGAGGGGUUAGCAAUUCGCUUUGGAUCUACACCUCAGCAGAUAGAGCAGACCUCCAAGCUGGCUUCAUCUAUUCCUACAGGCUUUUGGCAUCCUCAGUGCCGAAGGAAGCCCACUUGAUGUCAAAUUACAAGGAGACACUGCUAGAAUCAGGUGAGAAUUCACAGGGCCCAAUGAGAGACUUGGGAGUGGAGCCCAUGGAUGAUCCGGAGUCAAUCAAAGUGAUCACUGUCGACACGGAGCCCUUUGGCGUCGACUGGGGGCCCUUCGCUGGCACGUUGGACGUGCUUGAUCCAGUUGGGCGCAUCGGCAUUGCUAUGUCCGAUGUCUUCCGUCUUCAACAAGCGUGGGCAACAGAUAAGCCGCCGCUGGAAUAUACCUUCUACUACGGCGAGGUGCCAGAGGAGAAGCGAGAAGAGUUCAUGGCGGAGCUUCGUAACUUCGACCAAGAUAUCCUCACAGAUCAGAGAGUGUCAGCCCUUGUGCCGCAGAAUGCCAUGGUUCCUCUGUCAGAUUGGUCGCAAUCACCAACGCUGGCGCUGCCGCUGAAAGAAGGCAUGUACGUCUUCGAAGGCCGUGCAAGAGACGCCACCGGUCUUGAGGCCAAGAAGUAUGUUGUGGCAUGGUCCCAUCCUGCCUACCAGGAAACGGUUGUCACAAGCUAUGAUCGGAUCAGACACCUAGAGACCUACAUGCGACAAUCGAGACAAGCCAUCCUCCAGGUUCGAGCUUUCAACCGUGGCUCCGUAUCGGUGGUGCCAGCCGGCCUUCCCAAUGCCUUGCGUUGUGACUGA